ACAGUGCACGUGGAGAGAGAAAGAGAGCAACUUUCGUAGCGUGCGAACUUACCAGCCAAGAUGGCGGAUAUUGACACGCAUUCGUCGUCUUCGUCGGACGGCGGUGGCGACGUGUUCCUCUCACCGCGCUCGUCCGUCGCCAGCAAACGCAGUGUGCAAUCCGUUUCCACAGUGCACGAGGACAACAACGAUCAACCUGAGACCGAGCCACACGAGUACGGAGACGUGAGACGCAGCACAAUGAGUCGCCGCGAGACGUGGAUCGGCGAGGGUCUGAUCGACGCCAGUGGCCUUGAGGCCAUUGACCGCCUCAGUGACGAGGCGUACACGGAGAUCAUGCAGGAGUCACAAGCUGUGCGGCGUGGCGGUCCGUCAUCGGAUGCGGACGCCAAAGCCACGAAACUCAGCGAGUUUCUGACCAAAACGUACCCAACCGAGAACGGCGACAUGUCCAAGAAGGCGACACACCGUCGUCGCAAACUGCUCGACUUCUUGGCUAAUGACGUGGGCGAGAGCUACCUCAACGACGUCUACAAGGAGGAGGAACGCGCCGGCGGCGAGGACGAAGCCGGUCUAGACGAGCUCGUCUGCGACAGCGACGACGAGCCCAGAUACAAUCACCCGUACGCGCGCAGCAACCGUUCUGCACGCGCGACCGACCGAUUGAAGGCGUUCCUGGACCAUGAAAAGAACGGCAAGCACCACCACCGCAACGGACACCACUCGACGCACGCGACACCGGUCUCUACUGAGCCACGCAAUAAAUUUGUGACCAAAGUGGUGCCUCAGAAGUCGCGUAUGAUGUUGUUCAACCCUGAUGAAGUAGACUCGUUAGAACUCAGCCACAUGGUAGCUAAAGAAGCCGAACGCAAGCAAAAGGCACGUGCAGACAAAGAGGUCGCUCGUCAGAAGGUGCGACAGCUCCUGCUUGAAGAGGAACAAGAACACGCCAAGCGCAAAGGAUCGGGCAAUGACGCGACUAUCAAAUCUGUAGACGAAUCCACUGUCCGUCGCGAGACGGUGGUGGACGACUACGGGAAGGUUAACCUAUUAGAUUACCUCGAUCGCGUAGUCGACGACGGCCAUCGUAGUCGCAACGGCGACAGUGUACCGUCCGAGAUGGACUCGAGUCCACCGAGUGACGCGUCGUCUCCAAGAUCCGUCGCGUCGUCGCUUGAAGCGGACACCAGCACGCCCUUCACCCAGGGAGACGAUGUGUCACCCCCGACGCCUAACACGCCGUCGGGUAUGGGCGGUCGCUUUGCGCAGUUCUUGCAUCGUGGACCAGACGAUAACAACACGCCGCGCGCUCGUCGUCUGAUGUCGUCGUUCCAUUCCAAGGCGAGCGACAAGAUGAGUCUCGAAGCUGCUUUCCACGCGACUAAAAUACCUGAGCCGGCUCCUGCGCCAGCCGUCUACAGCGCGACGUCUGCGCGUAUGACGCCGCUGUUGGCUACAAUGGACCAGAUCGCGCACACGUGUCAGAAGAACGAGCUGUCGGAAGUGUCGAUCGCGCGUAUUUCGACGUUAUUGACGUCCAUCAACCAGAUCGUCCGUGACGACAUUCAGAAACACCGCGGCCACCCGAACCGCGUCGUCCGUCGAUUGUCGGGCGGCCACUGGGUGAAGAGUGAGCAAGAGCGUCAUGAACAGGAGAGACCACACAGAGUCGCGAUGCCUCCGGGGCCAGAGAUCCCGCGCGAACCUGUUCCGGUGGUUUCUGCUUCUGCAACAGUCGACAAUGUCAAGGUGAAGGCUGGCCCGGGCGUGUUGAGCGCGUUCAAGGCGUUUGAUGCAGCUCAGAACCUGAUUGAGACCCUGUCGAGCUUCAAUAAGCUUCUAACUGAGUGUGGACUCAACGGUGUCAAGGUGGACGAGCCGUGGCGCGUCUACAACCACAUCAAGUCGGGUGUAUACAACAAGUUGGGGUUCCGUCACAAACAGCUCUUUAAGCUACUGGAUGCGCGCUUCAACACGGACGUAUACAAGCGCAAACCUGCGGCCAAGAAGCGUGUGUGUAUAAUUGGAGCGGGUCCCGUGGGUCUACGUGCUGCAGUGGAGACGGCGUUGCUGGGAGGUCAAGUGGUGGUCUUGGAGAAGCGUAAGCACUUCAGUCGAGAGAAUAUCUUGCACUUGUGGCCGUGGGUGGUGCAAGACUUGACGGCGCUGGGAGCGAAGGUCCUCUUCCCGUCCUUCUGUCACUCGACCGCCUACUUCCACGUCGGUACGCGUCAACUUCAAGUUAUUCUACUGAAGGUGGCGUUGCUUGUGGGUGUCACGGUCUACUCGUCAACAGCGUUUGAAGCCGUGAUCUCCCCCAACUCCGAGGAGAGCGACAACAAGCCGUUCUACACUGUAGCCACGCAGCCACAGAUCCCGUGGAUGGAGUUCACGGCGGUGUUUGGAGCUUCCGGAACGAACGACAAACUGGCGGAACCUGCCGGUAUCAACCGGUUCGUCUUCAGUCGUAAAGAAGCGCUCGGUAUCGUGUGCUACUUCCCGAAUCUCGGUACAACUGAAGAGAAGAAGGUGACGGAAUUCUCGUGGACGAUUCAGUUCAAACAGCAAAUGUUCGCCAAGAUGCGUGAGAUCGGAGUAGAUCUGGAGAAUAUCGUGUAUUACCGAGGCGAGAUGCACUACAUCGUCAUGACUCCGAAGCGUCAGAACCUACUGGACCAGAAGGUUCUCAAGGUGAACCACCCCGAGCCUCGAGAUUUGGUACAAGACGAUAACAUCAACAAGGGCACGCUACACGAGUACGUCAAGCGCAUCGUGGCGUUCCUGGGCAUCGCGAAGAAGGCCGAGUUCUCGCGUAUCCGAAUGUUCGACUUCAGCUCUCGCACUCGUGCUGACAAGGCCGCGAGUAUCCUCACAUCACACGGCAAGAAACUCUACGUUGGGCUCAUCGGCGACUUGUUGAUCGAGCCGUUCUGGCCCGAAGGUGUCGGAACCUGUCGAGGGUUUCUGGGUGCGUUGGACGGCGUGUGGAUGGUGGCUCAGAUCGGCAAGAAAGCGGACGAACAACUGCUGGCCGAUCGAGAAAUGGCGUACCGUGUUAUCCAGCACGUGUCCGGGUUCCGACGCGAUGACUUGCAGAGGAAUGUACGCAAGUACACGGUCGACCCAAAAACGCGCUACACGGUCAAGUUCCCGCAACUGUGUUAA
This is a messenger RNA of Phytophthora infestans T30-4, 3165 nucleotides long. Its product is annotated as MICAL-like protein. Bases 61 to 3165 code for a protein of 1034 amino acids. NCBI's taxonomy places the organism in Eukaryota, Oomycota, Peronosporomycetes, Peronosporales, Peronosporaceae. The record is from RefSeq and is a predicted model, not a curated record. The transcript has a single exon.